UUAUCUAUGCGUUAGAUUGACAUGUUGACAUAAAACGGGAAAUGUUUUUAUAACCAAAUUUAAACAAUUUUUAAUAAUAAAUCUGAAAUGUAGUAUAUUUUUGUGCCUAAAAGCAUACGUAGAAUAGGUGUGUUUAAAAGUCGUCGUGUACAGUAUCACACUGUUUUGUUUAAAAUACUCAAACCCUUCUUUCUGCCACUAGACCUUAAGUUACACAAAAGACUUCCUUAUUACUAACAAAGAACUUUAAAUAUAAUGGAGAAAGCCGAAAAUGUAGUGAGAUUUAUACCCAAGACUAACAUUAAACCUGAAGAGGAAUUGAAUAAGUUUAAAAUAGAACUACAAAAAAUUGACGGUACUGUUAUAAAACAGUCUGAAGGAUCUGAAUAUGUUGAUGUCAUAAUCCCAGAAGCAAGUUAUUCAUUAUUAAAGAAUGUAUCGGACCAUCUGGGGUUUGAACCUCUUUUGAAUAAGAAGUAUGAAGCAUAUGAGGGUAGUCAUUUGUCACCCAGGGGUGAUCAUGUUUCAGUGCAGACUCCCUUACUGGGCGACGUCGAAGCAGAAGGGGUGGUACGAAUUAACAUAAAGGGCAUGACAUGUCAAUCGUGUGUCCGAAAUAUUGAAGAAACCAUUGGUCAAAAACAAGGCAUAAACAAAAUUAAAGUGAAUUUAGAAGAAAAUUCAGCACUAAUACAUUACGAUACGGGUAUUUUGAAUCCACACGAUAUAUGUGAGGCUAUAGAUGAUAUGGGUUUUGAAGCUUCACUGCCCCUUUUAGGGGGUUCCAGCGAUACUGCUACCGCAAGUACUAGCGAACAAGUUAGUACAUGCGUCCUAGGUAUAGAGGGUAUGACAUGCGAUACGUGUGUUAAAGGCAUAGAAGGUAUGGUAUCGGCUAAAGAGGGCGUGAAAAAGAUAGAAGUCAGCUUAAAGAAUAAAGAGGCGAUAGUCGAGUUCGUUCCAAAUCUAGUGUCUCCAGACGACAUUGCGGACAUGAUAGAAGACAUGGGAUUUGAAGCGAUGGUGAAAUCGGUAAAUGGAAAAUUUACAAAGAAGAAAAAAAAGAGUAUGAAAACAAACGGUUUUGCAAACGUUCUUCAAGGCGAUGAUGGGGAAUCUAAAUUCGAAAAAUGCCAAUUACAAAUUAAAGGAAUGACAUGCGGCUCAUGUGUUUCAGCGAUCGAGAAACAUUGCAAGAAGAUUCAAGGCUGCGAAAAUAUACUGGUAUCGUUACUAGCAGCUCGCGGAGAUGUAACGUAUGACCCUAGCUUAGUAUCGCCAUCGGUAAUAGCAGCAUCUAUUACCGACAUGGGAUUCCCUGCGACGGUAUUGCAACAACAGGGCGCUGGUGAAUCAGAAGUUGACCUAAUAAUUGAAGGGAUGACGUGCGCAAGUUGCGUGCACAAAAUUGAAUCAAAUGUCUGCAAGCUUCCAGGGGUUCGUGUGGCCAAAGUUGCUUUGCCCACACACAAAGGAAAAUUCAAAUACGAUCCUGGCAUAACAGGACCGCGAGCCAUAAUCGAUGCUAUUAAAAAAUUAGGCUACAACGCGGACUUAGCUAGUGCCACGAAGGACGCCGAUUAUCUAAACCAAAAAGAGGAGACUAGAAAGUGGAGGAAUGCGUUUUUAGUGUCUCUCAUAUUCGGCGGACCUUGCAUGAUCUCAAUGACGUAUUUUAUGGUGGUUAUGUCAGUUGGCAACUUAUCUCACGAAGAUAUGUGCUGCGUGGUUCCCGGGCUAUCUCUGGAAAACCUUAUCAUGUGGGUCUUAUCCACUCCUGUAUUAAUUUUUGGAGGAAAGCAUUUCUUCGUACAGGCCGUGAAAGCCCUAAAACAUCAUACGACUAACAUGGACGUGCUAAUAGCUAUGGCAACGUCAGUGUCAUACGCGUAUAGUGUCUGUGUUGUAACGGCUGCCAUGAUUCUGCGACAACAUACAUCGCCACAGACCUUCUUCGACACGCCCCCUAUGUUACUUUUGUUCAUAAGUCUCGGACGAUGGUUGGAAAAUAUCGCUAAAGGAAAGACAUCUGAAGCAUUGUCCAGACUGUUAUCGUUAAAAGCUACUGAAGCUUUACUCGUUGACAUUGGUAAAAAUGGGGAGAUAGAAAACGAAAGACUUGUUAACGUAGAUCUGGUACAAAGGGGUGAUUUUUUGAAGGUACUACCAGGAACUAAAGUGCCAGUUGACGGAAAAGUUGUUCAGGGUAGUUCAAUGUGCGACGAAAGUCUUAUAACAGGUGAAAGCAUGCCUGUUCAAAAAAAGAUUGACAGCAAUGUGAUUGGGGGUUCCCUAAAUCAAAACGGCUUACUUAUAAUACAAGCUACCCACACUGGCGAGGCCACAACUCUGUCCCAAAUUGUGCAUUUAGUUGAAGAAGCUCAAACAUCUAAAGCACCUAUUCAACAGUUGGCUGAUAAAAUUGCAGGAUACUUUGUUCCCACUGUAGUAUUUCUGAGUUUUCUCACGCUCAUCGUAUGGUCCAUAAUAGGCUCAAUUAAUAUUUCUUAUUUGCCUAUAUCUGAGGCAGAAAAACACGGUUUUAAUAAUACCGAAAUACUCCUUCAAUUUGUAUUCAGAUGCGCCUUGAGCGUUCUAGCCAUCGCAUGUCCUUGUGCUCUGGGUUUAGCCACUCCAACUGCCGUCAUGGUAGGAACAGGAGUCGGCGCUAUGAAUGGUAUCCUGAUAAAAGGGGCCGAGCCCCUCGAGAACGCACAUAAAGUCAAAGCCAUCAUGUUUGAUAAAACUGGCACCAUUACAAAAGGGGUGCCAGAGGUAGCUCAUAUUUGGCUCCAAGGGGACACAUUAAGUCCUGCAGUAAUUUUAGCAGCUGUUGGAUGUUCCGAAAUGAACAGCGAACAUCCAAUCGCGACUGCUAUCGUUAAGUAUGUUAAAGAAGUCUUCCAAUGUGACUUAACUGGUAUUAGUACAAACUUUCAAGUUGUACCUGGCUGUGGUUUAAGAAGUAAUGUUUCUAAUAUUCAGACCAUGUUAGAUUGUGGUAAGAAAACGAAAGAGUUAAGUAAUUUUCUUAGUUUGACGGGUGCGGGUAGUUCGGGAAUUUUUUCACUUAAUGAAGUCCAAGUAGAAGUAAGUACAUCGCAAAAUAUGAAGUUGGGUCAGUUGAUUGGCGUGCCGCCUGAACAAGAGCAACUUUUGGACGAAUACAAAGUUAUAGUGGGAAAUAGGGAAUGGAUGAAUAGGAACGGCAUUUCAUUACAGGAAGAUGUGAAUAGAAAAAUGGUGACAGAAGAACAACAAGGACGCUCGGCCGUUCUUUGUGCAAUUAACGGAAACAUUGUCGCUAUGAUUAGCGUGGCCGAUACCGUCAAACCUGAGGCUCAUUUAGCCAUUUAUUCCCUAAAAAAGAUGGGUCUUGAGGUGAUUCUUUUAACAGGCGACAACAGACAAACUGCUGUCAGUAUUGCUCGUCAAGUUGGGAUAAGUAAAGUGUAUGCUGAAGUUCUUCCAUCGCACAAAGUUGCAAGGGUCCAACGAUUACAGAGUAAGGGCAUUAAAGUCUGUAUGGUCGGGGACGGCAUUAAUGAUUCUCCUGCUUUGGCCCAAGCAGAUGUAGGCAUGGCAAUAGCAGCAGGAACAGAUGUAGCCGUCGAAGCUGCCCAUGUUGUACUUAUGAGAAACGAUCUGCUAGAUGUAUAUGCUUGCCUUGAACUGUCCAAAAAGACAGUUGAAAGAAUCAGGCUAAAUUUCAUAUUUGCGAGCAUGUACAACUUAUUAGGUAUUCCUUUGGCCGCGGGCGUGUUUAGCCCUUUUGGUAUUAUGUUACAACCAUGGAUGGCAUCUGCUGCCAUGGCUUUGAGUUCAGUAUCAGUCGUUGGUUCUAGUCUGUUACUUAAAUUAUGGAGGAAGCCUACGAAGACUGAGCUCGAAACCCCCGAAUAUCUAGCAUUGAAAGACAGUGGCGAUCUUGACAGCAUAUCAAUACAUCGAGGUUUAGAUGACAUUGACAGCUUAGGCAGCUCGCCAAACACGAUCUCCAGCGUUCUAUCGAAAAUAGAAACAAUGAAGUUAGCUUUAUUCUAGAUAUGUAAGUCAGUUAUUAUUGUAAGUGUGUAAUAACUUUUAUUUUACAACCUGGUGUUAAUAUUACCAGUGGAGUUUUUUUUUGAGUGUUUUUUCCUUUUUAUUUCUAAUAUUAAUU
This is a messenger RNA of Agrilus planipennis (emerald ash borer), 4162 nucleotides long. RefSeq names its product copper-transporting ATPase 1 (gene ATP7). The transcript has 14 exons. Gene Ontology annotation, cellular component: membrane. Gene Ontology annotation, biological process: copper ion homeostasis; monoatomic cation transport. Lineage: Eukaryota; Metazoa; Arthropoda; Insecta; Coleoptera; Buprestidae. Gene Ontology annotation, molecular function: P-type divalent copper transporter activity; ATP hydrolysis activity; ATP binding. Bases 256 to 4044 code for a protein of 1262 amino acids. The record is from RefSeq and is a predicted model, not a curated record.